Messenger RNA from Brienomyrus brachyistius, 1467 nucleotides. RefSeq lists its product as uncharacterized. The record is from RefSeq and is a predicted model, not a curated record. Gene Ontology annotation, molecular function: protein dimerization activity; RNA polymerase II cis-regulatory region sequence-specific DNA binding; DNA-binding transcription factor activity, RNA polymerase II-specific. The transcript is spliced from 9 exons. Bases 392 to 1207 code for a protein of 271 amino acids. Lineage: Eukaryota; Metazoa; Chordata; Actinopteri; Osteoglossiformes; Mormyridae. Gene Ontology annotation, biological process: spermatogenesis; regulation of DNA-templated transcription. Gene Ontology annotation, cellular component: nucleus.
ACGCUUCGCUAACCAUUAAGCCACCACUGCCUACUGUUAAACAAAAUGUUGAUUAAUAUAACUCUUUAUACAUUAACAGUCAGGCCAAUGUAGACGCUAACGGAAACCUUAUUGUUACGUACCAUUCCUAACCCCAAAAUCCGUAACAUACGCUGCAGAAAUUUGCAAUCAGCAAACGUCGUCUUAAACGAUUCGUGCGUCGCUACGUAAUUCUGUCCGGGGCAAAGCUGUUUAAAAAAUUAAAUAAUAUGUGUUGAUAGAGUUAACGUCAUAUAUGUUUAAAAGAUAGUCUUUCAAUCGAUGCAUUCAGCUUCUAAAGAGCUGAAGUUCUUUACGGAUAAACACAAAGACGAGAGGAGGAAAAGUGGUUCAAACAACCCUAAAAGGUCAAAUGGAUCAUUUUGCGACGUCGUCCCAAAAUGAACUUAUCCUCUUACCUCCUCAAUUGUCGCACUCUAUAAGGCUUGAUUCCAGCGACUCAGAUGAGGAGAAGAAUCUCAAUGAUUUCCAGAGGAAGAUGCGACGAGAGCAUCUGCAAGCCCUGGCACACAUCAAAAAGGCGUGCGUGUUCACAGAGAGGAUCCGCAGGAAGCGAAUCACCGUCAGCUGCAAUAAGCUGCGUGAACUCCUGCCCAGAGUACAGGGUACCCGCAGUGAUAUGGUGACUGUGCUUGAAAUGACCAUAGCCUUCCUGGAGAAUGUACAGGAGUUCGCUAAGGGACACCAGUACACAGAGAUCCUGUACCCUCCAGAGCAGCUAUACUCCAGGUGGCUCCUAGAGACGCACCUGAGGAAGCAGCAGUGUCAGAACAAGAGCUAUGAGGAGGAUGAGGCGCGAAAAGGCCAGCAACAGAAGAGCAGGGCCUGUAAGGGUAAACUUUUGAGCCCCAACCCUGGACAAUGGCAGAGUAAGAGUGCUGAUUCUACAUUGAUAAACGCGGAAAGAACCAACAUUCCUACUGACCCAUGUGAUAACUUGGAGGGGACAGGAUGUUCCGGUCAGCCAAACACCGAACUCCUCCCUGAGUCCCAAAGCAUCAGCACUCCAGCGGUUCCCUCUGUUGCUGCAGACCUGUCGCUGGACACCUUUGCUGCUCCAUCCUUCUGGAGUCCGGCAGUGCUGAUGUCCCCAGUGAACCCAGCGUCCCAAACCUUACAGGCAACUUCCUGGGACAACUGCACGAUCCCAGUGGUACAAAGCGUCUGAAUGUCGUCAUAGUGUUUAUGCGCAGGGUUUACAUACUGGAUGCCAUGAAGACUGUGGCUCUAGGUCACACUGCAGCUGAUGUUGUGUGGGGGCAAAAUUUGCUUAGGUGUCCUAUUGGAAAUUAACAGUAUGCAGUAGCAGUUGCUAAAUUGUUUUCAGUUGAAGUUGUCUGUUUAAGUUGCCUUUUUUUGUGAAGAAAUGCCAUGUUGUCACAUUAUUUGGCCGGGUAUUUAAAAUAAAGGUUAUUCUAUGAAAAGCAA